Sycon ciliatum is the source of this 1091-nucleotide messenger RNA. Its product is annotated as selenoprotein K-like. Gene Ontology annotation, cellular component: endoplasmic reticulum membrane; Golgi apparatus. The transcript has 5 exons. Gene Ontology annotation, biological process: endoplasmic reticulum calcium ion homeostasis; calcium ion transport. NCBI's taxonomy places the organism in Eukaryota, Metazoa, Porifera, Calcarea, Leucosolenida, Sycettidae. The record is from RefSeq and is a predicted model, not a curated record. The coding region runs from base 161 to 463 and encodes 100 amino acids.
UUUGUGUCAUGUCAAGCCUUUGUGCGAAAUAGAGUGAGCAUCUUGGCCAAUUGGCUUCUUCUUCCCUUUGUGUAGGUUUUGUACUAGUCUGUUUACAAAACAGUGCAGCGAGUGUGUUGUGUCUUGGGAAAAAGCACGAGGCCUGGUGCUGGAAGCAGACAUGCCGCAAGGCUACACGCUUACUGGGGGCUCAACGCCCACAGGCUCAUCAUGGCUCGGCCUGUCCGCCAUAACCGACACGUUCUGGGCCAUUGUGAACGUCGUGGUUCUCUUCUUCCAGACUCUGGUCAACCCAAGCCUGACCAAGGCGUCAAAGAGUGCUUCGAGCAAUGGCAGAUCCUACAGCAGCACUGACUAUCGACGGCCGGGAGAUGGGCCACCUGCUCCUCCGCGCAGGUUUGGUGGCUUCCACAAUCGGAAGCAAGGCGGCCCAUCAGCGCCACCAAUGGCAGGCGGUGGAUGAGGACGGUAAAUGCCCUUGCUUCAUGUAAGCUUGGGCAGUGAAUGACCGUGUUUGCUGUGAAGGCUGUCGCGUCGUUUCUCCGAAAUUGACAUGACUGACCGUGUGACGACAAACGGUGAAAGCAUCUCGUACAUGCAACCGAUUGUUUGAUUUUUCUUCAACAGCAGCACAGUCCACCACCUCCGUCUACCUGUUGUGACUUCUUGUUACUCACCUGUAUGCGUACCCGGUACCAUCUUGACAUACUAAACGAAAUACAUGUCGUAUAUAAUUUCAUGUAAAAUUCUCACGGCAGCAUAUGCUCAUAAAAAUAUCAUUUGCUAUGCAGUAUGUACUCAAUGUACGUCGUGAUUAUGGGUAUUAUUUUCAAUCUAGCACUUUUCUCAAUCAGCAUUUGUGCACAAACAAUGCUUACACUGCCUUGCAUUGUGUGUGGUUUAUACAUACAGUUUUGUUAGGGAAACUAUUAUGAAGCAGGACACUCAAAAAAGGUGUUGCAUCACUCGCUCCACGUGAGAACGGGGUAGCGUAUGCCCCGCAAGUCCGCUGUCUAUCUGUUCGCUUCGCCUGAAUCUUUCACAAUCAAUCUUUCAGGCGUUGUAAUAGUUUGGCCUUGGCCUGGACCACA